GUUGGUAUCAGUGCUUCCGGGUUGGUGUUGCGGUGGCGUUUCCGACUGUGGGAGUCGCGGCUUCCCAGUCGUCCGACGAGCCCGAGCAGCUGAGUCCCUUCCCUGUCUUUCACUCUUCUGGCAUCGGUGGUUUUACUUCUUCGAUUGAACCCUGCUUCCUCGACCCCCCUGGGAGGCCGCCUCCUUCAGGCGCCUCCCUUCUCUCCACGAACUCGCUCUGACAGCCGAGGAACUGGCAAGAUCCUGCUACCCAGAGGGUGAAUGGGUAUCUUUCCCGGAAUAAUCCUAAUUUUUCUAAGGGUGAAGUUUGCAACGGCGGCGGUGAUUGUAAGCGGACACCAGAAAAGUGCCACUGUAAGCCAUGAGAUGUCUGGUCUGAAUUGGAAACCCUUUGUAUAUGGCGGCCUUGCCUCUAUUGUUGCUGAGUUUGGAACUUUUCCUGUGGAUCUCACCAAAACUCGACUUCAGGUUCAAGGCCAAAGCAUUGAUGUCCGCUUCAAAGAGAUAAAAUACCGAGGAAUGUUUCAUGCCUUGUUCCGAAUCUAUAAAGAAGAAGGUGUACUAGCUCUCUACUCAGGAAUUGCUCCUGCUUUACUGAGACAGGCAUCAUAUGGCACCAUUAAAAUUGGCAUUUACCAAAGUUUGAAGCGAUUGUUUGUAGAACGUUUAGAAGAUGAAACUCUGCUGAUCAAUAUGAUCUGUGGGGUAGUGUCAGGAGUGAUAUCUUCCACUAUAGCCAAUCCCACUGAUGUACUGAAGAUUAGAAUGCAGGCUCAGGGAAGCUUGUUCCAAGGCAGCAUGAUUGGCAGCUUCAUUGAUAUAUACCAGCAAGAAGGAACAAGGGGUCUCUGGAGGGGCGUCGUCCCAACUGCUCAGCGGGCUGCCAUCGUUGUGGGAGUAGAACUGCCCGUCUAUGACAUUACAAAGAAGCACCUAAUCUUGUCAGGGAUGAUGGGAGAUACGAUUUUAACACAUUUUGUUUCCAGCUUUACGUGUGGCUUGGCUGGGGCCCUGGCUUCCAAUCCUGUUGAUGUGGUUCGAACUCGCAUGAUGAACCAGAGAGCAAUCGUGGGACACGUGGACCUCUACAAGGGCACUUUGGAUGGUAUUUUAAAGAUGUGGAAACACGAGGGCUUUUUUGCACUCUAUAAAGGAUUCUGGCCAAACUGGCUUCGACUUGGACCCUGGAACAUCAUUUUUUUUAUUACGUACGAGCAGCUCAAGAGGCUUCAAAUCUAAGGACUGAAUAUCAUGUGAGCCAAACCCUGCCAACCUUUCUACUCACCUACUUUACCCUUUUCCAUGUUCUGUUGUCUUUUGACAAAAUUGUGUUUACUGAACCAUUGGUCUCCCAGAACCUCCUGAUGGAAGAACACUAGGAUGGUUCUAAAUUGUUUCUAAAUUGCUUGUGUUUGUAUUACCAUGUUAACUUUUCCCUGAGAGAAAGUGUUAACAUUGAGAGUCUGGCCACAGAUUGGUAUCUUCUGUGAAGAUGGAUACUGAUGGAUGACAUUCCAAAUGGCCUUCUUUUCAAAUGUGGGUUCAAUGUGGCUGGUUAGCCCCAGACUGGGCUCAAGCAGAAGGCAUAGGCCAGGGCAGUUGCUGCAGUGUAUGUCACAGACCUCAGUUCUCAUUAAAGUAUUUAUUGGCAGAUCAC
Molecule: messenger RNA, 1657 nt
Organism: Condylura cristata (star-nosed mole)
Lineage: Eukaryota; Metazoa; Chordata; Mammalia; Eulipotyphla; Talpidae
Gene: SLC25A14
Product: solute carrier family 25 (mitochondrial carrier, brain), member 14
Exons: 11
Coding region: 262-1239 (325 amino acids)
Biological process (GO): mitochondrial transport
Cellular component (GO): mitochondrial membrane
Source: RefSeq, a predicted model, not a curated record